Molecule: messenger RNA, 1545 nt
Organism: Ichthyophthirius multifiliis
Lineage: Eukaryota; Ciliophora; Oligohymenophorea; Hymenostomatida
Exons: 3
Biological process (GO): retrograde vesicle-mediated transport, Golgi to endoplasmic reticulum; endoplasmic reticulum to Golgi vesicle-mediated transport; Golgi localization
Cellular component (GO): cytosol; COPI vesicle coat
Source: RefSeq, a predicted model, not a curated record
AUGGUAAUAAUAAGUGCAGUAAUAUGCGAUAAACAAGGAAGUAUUUUAGUAGCUCGUCAAUAUUAAAACAUAAGCAAGCAUUAAUUAGAGGAAAAUAUUCGUAAUUUUCCAAAAUUAAUCCAACAAGACUAAUAGCAUACAUUUGUCGAAACUGAAUACAUGAGAUAUGUAUAUUUACCUCUUGAUACUAUGUAUUUAGUAUUAUUAACUAAAAAAAACUCAAAUAUAAUCGAAAACUAAGAAACAAUACGUUUAUUACAUAAAAUAUUAUAAGAUUUAUGCCCUUAAGGAGUUUCUGAAGCAAAUAUAUUAAAACGGGAUUUUGAUAUUUUAUUAUGUUUUGAUGAUGUUAUUUCAUAUGGACUUAGAGAAUCAGUUACAUUAGCCUAAGUAUAAACAUCUUUAGAUAUGGAAAGUUCUGAAGAAAAACUACAUAAUAUGUUAAUGAAAUAAAGAAUAGCUGAAUAAAAAGAACAAGCUAAAAAAUAUUAAUAAGAACUAAAAAAAAAACAACAAGAUAAAAACUUUACUUCAUCUUCUGCUUCUAAUCCUUAUGGAAGUGUCAGUAGUACUAAUUAAUCGAAUAUUAGGUUUCCUUCCAAAUCUAUAGAAGAGGUUUUAAAACCUGAUCUUUCUUCAGAUAAAAUAGAUAAUACAUAACCUGCUCGUCCAUCUUAAAAACCAACUACAAAUGCACCCAAAAAAGGUAUGGCUUUGGGUAAAAAAUAGCCUAAAAAUGAACAAUAGGAUAAAACAUAACCAAAAUAAUAAUAAGAAUUGAUAUAAUAAAUCCAAGAAGAGUCUAAUUAAUAACAAGAAAUUAAACUUAACCCAUUAAAAGCCCCUAUAGACAUCGAAAUUGUUGAAAAAUUAUCAUGUUAAAUGACUAGAGAAGGCACUUUAAACUCCUUAGAAAUAAACGGUGAAGUAUUUUUAAGUUUCUAUGACCCAAGUAAAAGUAAAGUUGUGAUACAAUUUGAAUAUGAUUAAAAUGUGAAAUUAAAUUUAAUGAAACCUCAUAUUAAUUUAAACAAAUAAUUAUGGCAAGAUAAAAAAUAAAUUGUUUUGAAAAAUUCAGAUUAAUCUUUCCCUUUGAAUUCUAGAAUUCCAUCAGUUAAAUAUAGAUAUGUGUCUAAUUCUUAAAAUGAAAUUCCAUUUAAUAUUACUUGCUGGUUUAGUGAAGGAGGUUCAAUAGCUUUAGAAACUGAAUUUAAUUAAGACUCUUAAUUUAUUAAUUUAAAAAAUAUUGAAGUCUGUUUUAAUUAUCCAUCAGGAGAAUAACCUAGUGUUACAUAGAGUGAAAAUGCUGAUUAUUAAAUAGAAAAUAAAAGUAAUCUUUUUAAAUAUAUUAUUCCUGUAAUUAAUUCUGAUGUUCCUUCUUCUAAUAUCUAAAUUUAAUUCUCAGCGAAUGUGUAAGAAGAUGAAUUAUUCCCAUUUAAUGUAUACUUUUAAUUAAGUGGAACUUAUUUAAAUAUUAAACCAUUAGCAAUUGCAAACUUAGACGAUAAUAAAAAUCUUGUAAAAUUUGAUAUUGAUAUCGUUUGA